Messenger RNA from Lathyrus oleraceus (garden pea), 627 nucleotides. RefSeq names its product putative glycine-rich cell wall structural protein 1. Bases 1 to 627 code for a protein of 208 amino acids. The transcript has a single exon. NCBI's taxonomy places the organism in Eukaryota, Viridiplantae, Streptophyta, Magnoliopsida, Fabales, Fabaceae. The record is from RefSeq and is a predicted model, not a curated record.
AUGGGGGUUAUGGUGAGCAGAGUUGUAGUUGGGGUGGUUCUGGUUGUUGUGGUGAUGAUUUUAAGUCCUUGUUUGGUUAAUGGGAGAAGCGGUUUUCAUGAGAAGACAAGGGAUGGCAAUGGCAUCAACUCUACCGAUGGUGUUUCUCGUGAAGAGCAAAGUAUUGUGGAAGAUUUUGGCGGGAGUAAGAAAGACUAUUCAUCUGAAAAUGUAGUAGUUGAAAGGAAAUUUAGUGUGAACAAUGGCGGAAAAGGAGGGGGUGCUGGCGGUGGAGGAGGAGGUGGUGGUGGUGGUGGAGGGGGAAAUGGGAGAGGUGGAAAUAGAGGAAGCAGAAAGGGGAGAGGUGGAGGUGGUGGAGGAGGAGGAGGAGGUGGUGGGGGUGGAGGAAAUGGACAAGGUCAUGGAUGGGGAGGGGGAAGUGGUGGAGGAGGUGGUGGUGGUGGUGGAGGAGGAAAUGGUAAUGAUCAUGGUCAUGGAAGAGGUAAAGGAAGUGGAGGAGGAGGUGGAGGUGGAGGUGGAGGUGGUGGUGGUGGAGGAGGAGGUGGGGGUGGAGGAGGAGGAGGGGGUGGUGGUGGUGGUGGUGGAGGAAGUGGUGAAGGUUGGGGUUGGGGUGGAGGUAGUGGAUGA